AUCCCGAGGCCCGCGCCCCGCACCCCGCGCCGCCACCAUGGGGGCCUGCCUGGGAGCCUGCUCCCUGCUGAGCUGCGCGUCCUGCCUCUGCGGCUCUGCCCCCUGCAUCCUGUGCAGCUGCUGCCCCUCCAGCCGCAACUCCACCGUGAGCCGCCUCAUCUUCACGGUCUUCCUCUUCCUGGGGGUGCUGGUGUGCAUCAUCAUGCUGAGCCCUGGCGUGGAGAGUCAGCUCUACAAGCUGCCCUGGGUGUGUGAGGAGGGGGCCGGGACUCCCGUGGUCCUGCAGGGCUACAUCGACUGUGGCUCCGUGCUUGGCCACCGUGCUGUCUACCGCAUGUGUUUCGCCAUGGCGGCUUUUUUCUUCCUUUUCUCCCUGCUCAUGAUCUGCGUGCGGAGCAGCCAGGACCCCCGGGCUGCCAUCCAGAACGGGUUUUGGUUCUUUAAGUUCCUGGUCCUCGUGGGCAUCACCGUGGGUGCCUUCUACAUCCCUGACGGCUCCUUCUCUGACAUCUGGUUCUACUUUGGCGUUGUGGGCUCCUUCCUCUUUAUCCUCAUCCAGCUGAUACUGCUCAUUGACUUUGCACACUCCUGGAACCAGCGGUGGCUGGGCAAGGCCGAGGAGUGCGACUCCCGCGCUUGGUAUGCAGGCCUCUUCUUCUUCACCUUUCUCUUCUACUCGCUGUCGAUUGCGGCCGUGGCACUGAUGUUCAUCUACUACACCCAGCCCAAUGCCUGCUACGAGGGCAAGGUCUUCAUUGGCCUCAACCUCACCCUCUGUGUCUGCGUCUCCAUCACCGCCAUCCUACCCAAGGUCCAGGAUGCCCAGCCCAAUUCGGGUCUGCUGCAGGCCUCAGUCAUCACGCUCUACACCAUGUUUGUCACCUGGUUGGCCCUCUCCAAUGUCCCUGACCAGAAGUGCAACCCCCACCUGCUGACCCACCUUGCCAAUGAGACAGUCCUGGCAGGCUCCGAGGGCUAUGAGACCCAGUGGUGGGAUGCCCCCAGCAUCGUGGGUCUUGUCAUCUUCCUCCUGUGCACCCUCUUCAUCAGCAUGCGCUCCUCAGACCACCGGCAGGUGAACAGCUUAAUGCAGACAGAGGAGUGCCCACCCAUGCUGGAGGCCACGCAGCAACAGCAGGUCGCAGCCUGCGAGGGCCGAGUCUUUGACAAUGAGCAGGAUGGCGUCACCUACAGCUACUCCUUCUUCCACUUCUGCCUGGUGCUGGCCUCCCUGCACAUCAUGAUGACGCUCACCAACUGGUACAGACCUGGCGAGACCCUGAAGAUGAUCAGCACGUGGACUGCCGUGUGGGUGAAGAUCUGUGCCAGCUGGGCAGGGCUGCUCCUCUACCUGUGGACCCUGGUUGCCCCCCUCCUCCUGCCCAACCGCGACUUCAGCUGAUGCAACCCUCUGCAGCCUGCCCACCUGGUGCCUGGCUGCUCAGUGACAGCCAUCCCCCUCCCCAGCCAGCCAGCCAGGCCGAGCCCGCAGCCUGCCCCACCUCCAGGACUUGCCCCUGAGCUGGGCCAAGUGCCUUUCGGGUCUGUUCUUAGUGCCUUCAGGCUCUGAGGAACCUCAGGCUCACGCCUGAGCCCCACCCUCUUGUUACCCCCAGACUUCGGAGGAGGAGCUGUCUUUUCCUUCCCUAUGUCCCUGGCCACCCAUUCUCGUCCCCUUGGGAAAAAGGGACUCCUUUGUUAUGCUCCCCAGGAGAGUGGAGCUGAAGGAAAGAGCUGCUCAGAGCUGUGCAGAGAGCCAGGAGUGCUCACUAGGACGGGGUGUGGGCACUGAGGCCUGGAUAUUCCUGACCACCUCCCCAGGACACCCCCACCCCCUUCCUGGACUCUGUGCCUUACUGAGCCUUUAGGACUCUGCCCAAUAAACAAGUCAGUGUGUGUACCUUCU
This is a messenger RNA of Galeopterus variegatus (Sunda flying lemur), 1906 nucleotides long. It is a transcript of the gene SERINC2, whose product is annotated as serine incorporator 2. NCBI's taxonomy places the organism in Eukaryota, Metazoa, Chordata, Mammalia, Dermoptera, Cynocephalidae. The record is from RefSeq and is a predicted model, not a curated record. The coding region runs from base 38 to 1402 and encodes 454 amino acids. The transcript is spliced from 10 exons. Gene Ontology annotation, cellular component: membrane.